CGCGACUUCACGUGUUCCUUGAAAACAUAAAAUAGAUAUACAUAUGAUCCAAGCAUAACAAGGGAAAGCAAGCAGCUUUUGAGCUUAGUUUAGCUGUCUGUAACUGCCGCUGCACGAUUGCCUCUUCUGCUACGGUAGCCAUUUUCAUUAUAAUAUACCUUAUUUCCAUCUCCUCAAAACCCACGUCUCCCCCGGUUUUUAUUCUACAAACCACAACCAAGUUUCGGCUUUACCUUCAAAGCCAAAUCCCCACCGUCUACAUAACACACUUGUUCCGGUUCUGGGUUCUUUUGCUUUUCUGCUGUUUUUUCUACUCUGAAAAUGGAGGAAGCGUCGAAACAGCAGAUUUACCUACACGGUGACUUGGAUUUAACCAUUGUUGAAGCCAGGAGAUUGCCCAACAUGGAUUUUAUGGUCAAUCAUCUCCGCAGUUGCUUAACCUGUGAGCCUUGCAAGUCUCCCGCACAGACUGCUGCUAAAGAAGGGGACUCCAAAAUCCGCGGCCACCGUAAGAUCAUCACCAGCGAUCCCUACGUCACCGUUUGCCUCCCCCAAGCCACCGUGGCUCGCACACGCGUCUUGAAAAACUCCCAGAAUCCCAAGUGGAACGAGCAUUUCAUUAUCCCUUUGGCUCAUCCUGUCACUGAGCUCGAUAUUAAUGUCAAAGACAACGACCUCUUCGGCGCUGACGCAAUCGGCACUGCCAAAAUCCCUGCCUCGAGGAUCGCCACGGGGGAGCAUAUCACCGGAUGGUUCCCGCUCAUUGGCCCCUCGGGGAAGCCUCCUAAGCCGGACUCGGCGAUCUACCUCGAUAUGAAAUUCACGCCCUGCGAGAAUAACCCCUUGUAUAAGCAGGGAGUCGCCAGCGACCCAGAGCAAGCCGGCGUUAGGCACACGUAUUUCCCUUUAAGGAAAGGGAGCCAGGUGACCCUUUACCAAGAUGCUCAUGUGACGGACGAUUUGUUGCCUAAAAUAGAAUUAGACGACGGUAAAGUCUAUAGCCCAGCAAAGUGUUGGGAGGAUAUCUGUUAUGCCAUAUCCGAGGCUCACCAUCUGGUUUACAUCGUCGGCUGGUCCGUUUUUCAUAAGGUUAAGCUUGUUAGAGAGCCUACUCGGCCAUUGCCGCGAGGCGGCGACUUAACGCUCGGUGAAUUGCUUAAAUAUAAAUCUGAAGAAGGGGUUAGAGUUCUAUUGUUGGUCUGGGAUGAUAAAACUUCACACGAUAAAUUUGGUAUCCGUACGGCUGGAGUGAUGCAGACGCACGAUGAAGAAACGUUAAAGUUUUUUAAGCAUUCGUCUGUUACUUGUGUGCUGGCUCCUCGUUAUGCUAGCAGUAAGCUUGGGUAUUUCAAACAACAGGUUGUUGGAACCAUGUUUACACAUCAUCAAAAAUGUGUUCUUGUUGACACUCAGGCAGCUGGAAAUAAUCGAAAGAUAACUGCAUUUGUUGGAGGUAUCGAUCUCUGUGAUGGUCGCUAUGAUACACCUGAACAUCGAAUACUUCGUGAUCUUGACACUGUCUUCAAGGAUGAUUUUCAUAAUCCUACUUUUCCUGUUGGAACCAUGGCUCCAAGGCAACCAUGGCAUGAUUUACACAGCAAAAUUGAAGGGCCUGCUGCAUAUGAUGUUCUUAUCAACUUUGAGCAGCGGUGGAGGAAAUCAACCAAGUGGAAAGAGUUCAGUCUACUUUUUAAAGGAAAAUCUCACUGGAGUGAUGAUGCUAUGAUUAGGAUAGAACGAAUCUCAUGGAUACAAAGUCCUCCCUUAGCUGUGACAGAUGAUGGUACUACAAUAGUUCCAGAUGAUGAUCCCAAAGUACAUGUUCUUAGUAAAGAUAAUCGUGAAAACUGGAAUGUUCAGAUUUUCCGCUCCAUUGACUCUGGAUCACUGAAAGGAUUUCCAAAAUACAUCAAAAAAGCUGAAAAUCAGAAUCUUUUCUGUGCAAAAAAUCUGGUGAUAGAUAAAAGCAUUCAAGCUGCUUAUAUACAGGCUAUCAGAUCUGCCCAGCAUUACAUAUAUAUUGAAAAUCAGUAUUUUCUUGGAUCUUCAUAUGCAUGGCCAUCAUAUAAAAAUGCAGGGGCUGAUAAUCUGAUCCCUAUGGAACUGGCACUAAAGGUUGCUAGUAAAAUCAGAGCAGGGGAGAGAUUCGCGGUAUAUAUCAUCAUUCCUUUGUGGCCAGAGGGUGAUCCAAAAACUGCCACUGUACAGGAAAUUUUGUAUUGGCAGAGUCAAACAAUGCAAAUGAUGUAUGAUGUUGUUGCACAAGAACUCAAGUCCAUGCAAAUUAAGGACUCACACCCUCGAGAUUACCUCAAUUUCUAUUGUCUUGGUAACCGGGAAGAGGUCUCUCAGGAAAUGCUCAGUGGUAAAGAUUCGGUCUCUGACUCCGCAAAAUUUGGUCGGUUCAUGAUUUACGUGCAUGCAAAGGGGAUGAUAGUAGAUGAUGAGUAUGUAAUAGUGGGAUCGGCUAAUAUUAACCAAAGAUCCAUGGCUGGUACAAAAGACACAGAGAUAGCUAUGGGUGCCUAUCAACCGCAUUAUACAUGGGCUAAGAAAAAAUAUCCUCGUGGUCAGGUACACGGAUAUAGAAUGUCAUUAUGGGCAGAGCAUCUUGGGGAGCUAAAUAAGUUGUUCAAGGAGCCAGAAAGUGUGGAAUGCGUGAAGAUGGUGAAUAGUAUUGCUGAAGAGAACUGGAAGAAAUUCACUGAUGCCGAGUAUUCACCAUUGCAGGGUCACCUUCUGAUGUAUCCAUUGCAAGUAGAUAUGGAUGGAAAAGUAAACCCGCUCCCUGAACAUGAGAAUUUUCCUGAUGUUGGUGGUAAAGUAAUUGGAGCUCACUCCAUUCAGCUUCCGGAUGUCCUUACAACAUAAUACACUAGUAGAGAGAUGGAAUGGAGGAUUGGACCUUGUAAAAUCAUAUCAGCAAUACCAUUGUUUCUUGAUGUGUGAAGUAGUAGCUAGUUUGUGAGAAAGAUUUGGCAUAUUUGUAAAGAGCAAAAAAAAUAAUGGUAUAUUUGGUUUACACCCUCUUUCAAAUUUCUUUUUAUGUAUGCAUACUCUGUUGGAUUUUAAUUCUAUUUUUAAUUUUAAAUUUCUUUUAAUUGAUUUUAUUUUAA
Molecule: messenger RNA, 3116 nt
Organism: Gossypium raimondii (Peruvian cotton)
Lineage: Eukaryota; Viridiplantae; Streptophyta; Magnoliopsida; Malvales; Malvaceae
Product: phospholipase D delta
Exons: 10
Coding region: 322-2871 (849 amino acids)
Biological process (GO): phosphatidylcholine metabolic process; phospholipid catabolic process
Cellular component (GO): plasma membrane
Molecular function (GO): calcium ion binding; D-type glycerophospholipase activity
Source: RefSeq, a predicted model, not a curated record